ACACCAUCCAUCAACAACCUUCAUCCUCGAGACUUUCACUGUCAAGUAAUAUACAUAUGAGAGUAUAAGGCCAAAGGAGCACCGAACUUCAUCACUCAGCAGCAUGGCAGAAGAAUCAGCAGACUACCCCAUCAUCGACUCCCACAUCCAUCUCUACCCCGCAUCGGAAAUCGAAACCCUCGCGUGGUGCAAACCCUCCAAUCCUUUGCACAGCCAACACUCACUCGAAGAAUAUGCCGCAGCCACUGGCUCUCCUCCCUCCCUCGAAGGCUUUAUAUUCCUCGAGACAGACCGCAAGCAUGAUCUCGUUACAGGGCUCGAGGAUGGGUCCGGCUGGGAAUUUCCCUUGAUGGAAGUUGACUGGCUGAAGAGAAUUGCCCUUGGUACGCCGAAAGACGGGGAAGGACAUACCUCAGAACAGAAGAAACAGUGCUUGGCGAUUGUUCCUUGGGCUCCUGUGCCAAGCGGUGCGGAGGUAUUGGAGCGCUAUGUUAAGGGGGUGGAGAAGCAUGCUAAGGAUAGCUUUGGGAAGAUUAGGGGAUUUAGGUACCUGGUGCAAGAUAAACCGAAGGGGGCGAUGCUGCAGGAUGGGUUUAUUGAGGGAUUGAAGUGGUUAGGAAAGAAGGGGUUCGUAUUUGAUCUUGGGGUGGAUCAGCAUAGAGGUGGGAAGUGGCAGUUGGAGGAAGCGGUGGAGAUGAUUGAGAAGGCUCAUGAGGGUGUGGAUGAGGAGGACAAGGUGACAUUCAUAAUCAACCAUCUUUGCAAGCCGGACCUUUCGGUAUACAAUCAGACAGAUCCAAAAUUUGUUGCGUGGAGAACAGCAAUGUUCAGACUCAGCAAAUGCAGCAAGACCUAUAUGAAACUGAGUGGAUGUUUCUCUGAGAUGCCAGAUAAACUCAAAGCUUCAUCAGCAGACGAUAUAUUCCUGGCUCUUCAGCCAUAUCUUGUGGUCAUUCUGGCUACAUUUGGGCCCUUCAGAAUCAUGUUCGGCUCGGACUGGCCAGUGUGUACUAUCGGAGUUGACGAUGCCUGGAAGAAAUGGAGGCAAGUAGUGGCUAGGUUCUGUGAUUUGGCUAGCUUGAGUCAGGCGGAGCAGAUUAUGAUUUGGAGCGGAACUGCUAUCAAGGCGUACGGAAUUAAGGAGUUGAUGUGAGAGUUCAGCGAGAUACCAAAAAGUCAUUGUAGUCUGUUGCUUCCAGAUGUAUCCAUCGAAAAUACCCCUCUUGCAGUCU
Hyaloscypha bicolor E is the source of this 1232-nucleotide messenger RNA. Its product is annotated as amidohydrolase 2. The record is from RefSeq and is a predicted model, not a curated record. Gene Ontology annotation, molecular function: hydrolase activity. NCBI's taxonomy places the organism in Eukaryota, Fungi, Ascomycota, Leotiomycetes, Helotiales, Hyaloscyphaceae. The coding region runs from base 104 to 1153 and encodes 349 amino acids. The transcript has 2 exons.